Camellia sinensis is the source of this 4645-nucleotide messenger RNA. Lineage: Eukaryota; Viridiplantae; Streptophyta; Magnoliopsida; Ericales; Theaceae. The record is from RefSeq and is a predicted model, not a curated record.
UUUUUUUUUUCCUGGUUCUCAGCAAGAUGACACUAAGAUUCUCCUCUAAAUCUCUGUGAAGUGUCUGAAUAUUUGUUCUGUUUCCAUCACAUAGAUAUCAUAGUAUUUGUAUUCAUAUUCUCUGUUCAAUGAUUUCAGGACUUUGAUUUCUGCUGUUUUUCGCUCAAAGUGAAAGAUUUGCAGCAUCUUAAAGACAAGAAAAUACAGAAUGGAAGAAGGUCCAUGGACCAGUUUCUGUGGAAGUUCUGCGUGUUCACACGAACACAACUGCACAUCAGGCUUUGCUGCAAUUUUCAAUUCACAUUCAUGCCCCAACCAUGUUUUGGUCAUUGCUUUUGAUAUCAUUGUCUUUCUCAUCUGUUUGUUUACUGUCAUCUACAAAUCAAACUCAAAAAAGGUCGUAGCCUCGCCCCAUUCCCUUCACUGUUUGCCAAUUUCCUCAGCCAUUUUCAAUGGCGGGUUAGGCUUUGCUUACUUGGGUUUCGGGGUUUGGACAAUUCAAGAGAAAUUGAGAUCAGAAUAUAGUUUAAUACCUCUUCAUCAAUGGCUAGUGGUGUUGUUUCAGGGCUUUACAUGGUUGUUGCUGAGUCUAAUUGUGAGCCUCAAUACGCAACAGAGUCGACAUAUCGUAACAGUAAAGCUUUGUUCUGUACUUGCCUUGUUGUUUUCAGUGUUUCUAUGCAUUCCAUCUGUUUGGGAAGCCAUUGAGGAGAGAGUAGCAUCGGUUAAGACUGUGCUAGAUAUCAUGACCUUUCCCGUAGCAAUUCUAAUGAUCUUUUGUGCUUUUCGAGCUCAAAAAAAUGAGGGGAUUGAGCCCAACACCAAGUUUGAUUCACUCUAUGAACCUUUACAAUCUAAAGAAGCUAAUAAGGAUGGUGAAAUCAACACAGAUGAGUCAGAUGACGAUGUAACUCCUUUCGCCAAGGCUGGAUUUUUAAGCAAAAUGUCAUUUUGGUGGUUGAAUCCAUUACUAAAGAAAGGCAAGGCGAAAGUUCUCGAGGACAAAGAUAUUCCAAAGCUACGUGAAGUUGAUCGAGCAGAGACCUGUUACUUGACGUUUAUGGAGGAGCUAAGGAAGCGAAAAGAGAAAGGAACGGCACAGAACCCUCCUUUUCUGUCGACAAUCUUUUUCUGCCAGAGGAGAGCUCUUUUGAUAUCCGGGUUUUUUGCGUUGCUCAAAGUACUCACACUGUCUACAGGACCGGUGCUUUUGAAAGCUUUUAUCGAUGUUGCACAAGGCAAAGAAGCGUUUAAAUAUGAGGGAUAUGCGCUUACCUUGGGGCUUUUCCUUGCAAAAUGCUUGGAAUCAGUGUCGGAGAGACAAUGGUACUUCCAAACUAGACUAAUUGGGCUGCAAGUAAGAUCUUUGCUAUCUGCAGCAAUCUAUGAGAAGCAACUCCGACUUUCAAAUGCUGCGAAGACCACUCACUCUCCGGGGGAGAUAACAAAUUAUGUCACGGUUGAUGCGUAUAGAAUAGGGGAAUUUCCAUACUGGUUUCAUCAGAUAUGGACAACGAGCCUUCAGAUAUGCCUCGCGUUUAUUAUCAUGUACUAUUCUGUGGGGUUAGCAACUAUUGCGGCGGUGGUAGUGAUCAUUGUGACUGUUUUUGGAAAUUACCCGGUGGCCAAAUUACAGCACGAACACCUGACAAAGCUCAUGGCAGCACAAGACAAGAGGCUAAAGGCAAUCACCGAGGCACUCGGAAACAUGAAGGUUUUGAAGUUGUAUGCUUGGGAGACGCAUUUCAAGAGCGUUAUAGCAAGGCUAAGGAAUGAUGAAUCAAGCUAUUUAGCGGCUGUUCUGUCACAAAGAGGGUACCAUUUGGUUCUGUUUUGGUCGUCCCCAACCAUAGUUUCAGCUAUUACUUUCUGGACUUGUUACUUUCUUGGAAUUCCUCUCAAUGUUAGCAAUGUUUUUACGUUUCUUGCAACGCUGCGAAUCCUUCAGGAGCCCAUCAGGUUGAUCCCUGAUAUUGGGGCAGUGUUUAUUGAGGGAAAAGUUUCGUUCACUCGAAUAGUGAAAUUUCUCGAGGCACCUGAGUUGCAGGAUAGGCAUAUGAAGCAAAAGCACGAUGCAAAGGGACACGAGAAAUCUAUAUUUAUCAAUUCCUCUAGGAUUUCAUGGGAUGCUAGUUCUUUAAAGCCUACUCUAACCGACAUAAAUUUGGCGGUUAAACCUGGUGAGAAGAUAGCUGUAUGUGGAGAGGUUGGCUCGGGUAAAUCAACCUUUAUAGCGACAAUUCUUGGAGAAAUUUCAAACAUCAAUGGCAUAGUUCAAGUACAUGGAAAGAUUGCCUAUGUUGCUCAAACAGCAUGGAUCCAAACAGGAACCAUACAAGAAAACAUUCUCUUUGGGUCCAACAUGGAUUUCCAUAGAUACCAAGAAGUACUUGAAAAGUGUUCCCUAAUAAAGGACCUCGAGAUGCUUCCAUUUGGCGAUUGCACCAUAAUAGGAGAACGGGGCGUUAAUCUCAGUGGUGGGCAGAAGCAACGCAUUCAACUUGCACGUGCACUAUAUCAAGACGCAGAUGUUUAUCUCUUGGAUGAUCCAUUCAGUGCUGUUGAUGCACAUACUGCAACCAGUUUAUUUAAUGAAUAUGUCAUGGAAGCUCUAGCAGGGAAGACUGUCUUGCUUGUGACACACCAAGUCGACUUCCUACCAGCAUUUGAUACUAUCUUGUUAAUGUCGGAUGGAAAGAUCGUGGAAGCAGCUACCUAUGAUCAGUUGCUAACUUCUAGUCAACAAUUUCAAAUCCUUGUCAACGCUCACAAAGACACUGCCGGUUCUGAGAUGCAAACCGAGUACUCUUCUCAAAGGCCUAAAACCUCCAAAGAAGAAAUCCAGAAAAUUUAUACCAAGGAACAGCUAAAAGAAUCGUUAGGAGACCAGCUGGUUAAGAAAGAAGAAAGAGAAACAGGCGAUGCCGGUUUCAAGCCUUACAUACAGUAUCUGAAUAAGAGCAAUGGCUUCUUGUACCUCUCUCUGGCUGUUAUCAUUCAGAUUAUCUACAUAAUUGGGCAAUUUGUACAGAGUCUCUGGUUGGCUGCCGACGUACAAGACUAUAGUGUCAGCAGAUUGGAAUUGAUCUUAGUUUACACUUUGAUUGGGUGUGGAAUGUCGAUCUUCUUGAUCGUUAGAUCUUAUUUUGUAGUUGUUUUAGGCCUUAAAACUUCAAAAUCUAUUUUUUCCAAGUUAAUGACAUCUCUUUUCCGAGCUCCAAUGUCCUUCUACGAUUCAACGCCAUUGGGAAGAAUUCUCAGCCGGGUAUCGUCGGAUCUGAAUAUGGUGGACCUUGAAUUGGCAUUCAAGUUCAGUGUGAGCAUAGGGACAACGAUGAACACAUAUUUUAGCUUCUGCGUUUUGGCUAUCAUCACCUGGCCAAUCUUGAUUGUCAUCAUACCCAUGGUUUAUGUUACCAUACUCCUACAGAGAUUCUACUUUGUUUCUGCAAAGGAGUUGAUGCGAAUCGUUGGCACAACUAAGUCUUCACUUGCAAGCCAUCUUGGUGAAUCCAUUGCUGGAGUAGUGACUGUUAGAGCUUUUGGAGAGGAAGAUCGAUUCUUUUCAGAGAACUUGCGCCUUAUUGAUGCAAACGCGAGUGCAUUCUUCCACAAUUUUUCAGCAAAUGAGUGGUUGAUCCAACGCCUAGAAAUCCUGUGUUCAAUUGUCCUCUCCUGCUCUGCGCUUGCCUUGACUUUGUUCCCACUCGAAGCUUCUAAAUCAGGAUAUAUUGGAAUGGCUCUAUCAUAUGGUCUUUCGCUGAACUUGUUCGUAGUUGCUUCUGUCCAAAGCCAGUGCAUGAUAUCGAAUUUGAUUAUUUCUGUAGAAAGGCUAGAACAGUACUUGCAUAUUCCUAGCGAAGCCCCUGAAAUAAUAGAAAGCAAUCGACCUGCAUUGACCUGGCCAGAAGUUGGUAAAGUGGAGAUCUGUAAUUUGAAGGUUAGGUAUCGGCCUAAUGCUCCUCUGGUGCUUCGAGGGGUCAGUUGCGUGUUCGAAGGAGGGCACAAAAUUGGGAUUGUUGGAAGAACCGGUAGUGGGAAGACGACUCUGAUCAGUGCCUUGUUUCGCUUGGUGGAGCCUACGGAGGGAAUGAUCAUUAUUGAUGAUCUAGAUAUAAGUACGAUCGGGCUUCAUGACCUUAGAUCACACUUUGGGGUCAUUCCACAAGAUCCAACUCUCUUUUGUGGGUCUGUGAGAUUCAAUCUAGACCCCUUAUCAGAACACACUGAUCAGGAAAUAUGGGAGGUUCUUGAAAAAUGUCAGCUUCGAGAGGCAGUUCAAGAGAAAGCAGAGGGCUUGAACUCUUUAGUUGUGCAAGACGGAUCAAAUUGGAGCAUGGGACAGCGACAGUUAUUUUGUUUGGGACGAGCGUUACUGAAGAGAAGGAAGAUACUGGUUCUUGAUGAAGCCACUGCAUCAAUCGACAAUGCAACCGACUCCAUCAUACAGAAAACCAUUCGGACAGAAUUUGCAGACUGCACUGUCAUCACAGUAGCCCACAGAAUUCCAACUGUGAUGGACUGCACAAUGGUGCUUGCUGUUAAAGACGGGCAAUUGGUGGAGUAUGAUGAGCCGAUGAAGCUCAUGAGUAAAGAGGGUUCGCUGUUUGGGCAGCUGGUUAAGGAAUACUGGUCUCAUUCUGGA